AUUGAGAUUGUCUGGAGGAUAACUGGCUGCCCCUGAAACAUACUUUCUCACAGUCAGUCAGAGGAGUCUGAGCUGCAAACACUUAUUGUGGUUUUAACUGUCAGAAGAGGAGCAUCACCUAAACGACCGUGUUUCCGUCACCAGCAGAUACUCAACAGGUCAAAAACCAUGUUAGGCUUGCAGAAACUUCCUGUUACAGUGGCUCUGUGCUUGUUUCUCCUGGCCACACUGUUACCCGGCUCUGAGGCCCGUCGUGGAGGUGGUGGCUUUGGCCGAGGAAUGCGAGGCGGGGGCUACAACCGGGGCUACAGCGGUCAGGCCUACAGACCAGCACCUGUCCAGACCGGUGGGGCCAGUGCAGGGAAGGUAGCCGGGGCAGCUGCUGCUGGGGCAAUAGGAGGAGCUAUGCUGGGGUCUGCCCUGAGCCGCCCGGGGUAUGGGUACGGUGGAGGAUACGGAGGAUAUGGAGGAUAUGGUGGAGGAUAUGGAGGAGGGUAUGGAGGGUAUGGAGGGGGAUAUGGCUACCCACGCUAUGGAGGUGGAGGCGGCGGCUACAGGUCUGAACCAGAGGGCUCUGGAGAUAUGGGCUACUACACUGGAGCAUCCAGUGGGCCCAUCUACAACAGCAUCAUCGUUGUCAUUGGCUCCCUCAUGUCCCUGCUGCUGGGCCACUGGGUGGCAGUCAUGUAGAGCCGGACAAGGAGCUGAGAUCCUCAAAAAUAGACACAGAACCAACCCACCCCUGUUCAAAAAUAACCCGUGAUCUGCCCGUGAAGACCUCUAAACCGCUGAAGAAUGAAAAUUAGCUGCAGCUAAUUGGUUUUUCCAAUGCUUCAGUGACCCUCCGUGAGGACAAGAAGAUGAAUUUGACAUAUCAGUGUGACCCCGUCUGCAGAUGUCCCACUAAACAUGAAUCUGAUUCAGUAUGUUAUGAAUAAUUCUUGAGGAGAAAUCUGAUCAAGAAUAAGUUAGAUGUUUAAUCAAGUGUAGUCUACCUCAAGAUACGGUCAUAACCAGUUUAAGAGCAGCUGUGCACUUGAUUUAAUAAUGCCAUUUUCAGUAUAUUUCAUCAAUUAUCUAGAUCAUUUAGACUUUUUUUUCCCUUCUGAUCUUUAUAUUCAGAAGUUUUUUUUUUCAAGUAUAUUGCUUGUAAACAGACAGCUUUAUAAAGUAAAGUACACAUUUUAUGCUAUUUUGUUGUUUUUUUUAUGGAAAAAAGAUAAAGAGGUUUCCAUGUUUAAUAUUGUUAUAUAAAUAAAUAAAAAAAUGCCACAACCUA
Messenger RNA from Amphiprion ocellaris (clown anemonefish), 1279 nucleotides. RefSeq names its product prion protein a (gene prnpa). The coding region runs from base 169 to 690 and encodes 173 amino acids. The record is from RefSeq and is a predicted model, not a curated record. The transcript is spliced from 2 exons. NCBI's taxonomy places the organism in Eukaryota, Metazoa, Chordata, Actinopteri, Pomacentridae.